AAUGUCUCGGCCUUGGCCAUCAGCCUGUCACUCUCACUGGCCACCAUGCUGGGCUCAGGGCUGCUCCUGGUGGCCAUGCUGGUCUGCCUGAGUGUCAUGGUCUUGAUGUCUGUCUGGCAGCAGAAAUCCAGGGGGAAACUCCCUCCAGGACCCACUCCUCUGCCUUUCAUUGGGAAUUACCUGCAGCUGAAUACAAAAGACAUCUACAGCUCCAUCACAGAGCUCAGUGAGCGCUACGGCCCGGUGUUCACCAUCCAUCUUGGGCCUCGCCGGGUCGUUGUGCUCUACGGAUACAAUGCGGUCAAAGAGGCUUUGGUGGACCAAGCCGAAGAGUUCAGCGGACGAGGCGAACAGGCCACCUAUAACACACUCUUCAAAGGCUACGGUGUGACCUUCAGCAAUGGGGAAAGAGCCAAACACCUGAGGCGCUUCACCAUAGCCACACUGAGAGAUUUUGGCGUGGGCAAGCGUGGUGUGGAGGAGCGCAUCCAGGAGGAGGCAGGCUGCUUGAUCAAGAUGUUGCAGACCACGCGUGGAGCCCCCAUUGACCCCACCUUCUACCUGAGCAAAACAGCCUCCAAUGUCAUUAGCUCCAUCAUCUUCGGGGACCGCUUCGGCUUUGAGGAUACAGAGUUCCUGUCCCUGCUGCGGAUGAUGAACCAGAUGAACAGAUUUGCAGCUUCCCCUACAGGGCAGCUCUAUGACAUGUUCCAUUCAGUGAUGAGGUACCUGCCUGGACCACAGCAGCAGGUCAUCAAGGAUGCGCAGGAGCUGGAGGAAUUCAUGAUAAGGAAAGUGGAGGAAUACCAGCGCACCCUGGACGCCAACUCCCCGCGGAACUUCAUCGACUCCUUUCUCAUCCACAUGCAGGAGGAGAAGAAAGACCUCAGUUCAGAGUUCCACAUGAGGAACCUGGUGAUGACAUCGCUAAGCCUGUUCUUUGCUGGGUCUGAGACUGUCAGCUCCACACUGCGCUAUGGCUUCCUGCUGCUCAUGAAGCACCCGGAUGUGGAGGCCAAGGUCCACGAGGAGAUCGACCGCGUGAUUGGCAGGAACCGGCAGCCGCAGUACGAGGACCGCAUGAAGAUGCCCUACACCGAGGCUGUCAUCCACGAGAUCCAGAGAUUUUCUAACUUUGCUCCCUUGGGCAUUCCUCGAAGGAUUACCAAGAACACCACCUUCCGUGGCUUCCUCCUCCCCAAGGGCACAGAAGUGUUCCCUAUACUGGGUUCUCUGAUGACAGACCCAAAGUUCUUCCCUGGCCCUAAAGAUUUCAACCCCCAGCACUUCCUGGAUGACAAGGGACUGCUGAAGAAGAACGCUGCUUUCCUGCCUUUUUCAGCAGGGAAGCGAUUCUGCUUGGGAGACGGCCUGGCUAAGAUGGAGCUCUUCCUCUUCCUCACCACCAUCUUGCAGAACUUCCGUUUUAAGUUCCCAGGGAAACUUGAAGACAUCGACGAGUCCCCCAAGCCCUUGGGAUUUACCAGGAUCAUUCCAAGCUACACCAUGAGCUUCCUGCCCAUCUGAUUCUGGGUUGAACCAAGGUG
This is a messenger RNA of Acomys russatus (golden spiny mouse), 1547 nucleotides long. RefSeq names its product cytochrome P450 2A1. The record is from RefSeq and is a predicted model, not a curated record. Gene Ontology annotation, molecular function: heme binding; oxidoreductase activity, acting on paired donors, with incorporation or reduction of molecular oxygen, reduced flavin or flavoprotein as one donor, and incorporation of one atom of oxygen; iron ion binding. The coding region runs from base 46 to 1527 and encodes 493 amino acids. Gene Ontology annotation, biological process: coumarin metabolic process; xenobiotic metabolic process. Gene Ontology annotation, cellular component: cytoplasm; intracellular membrane-bounded organelle. NCBI's taxonomy places the organism in Eukaryota, Metazoa, Chordata, Mammalia, Rodentia, Muridae. The transcript has 9 exons.